Molecule: messenger RNA, 1556 nt
Organism: Hordeum vulgare subsp. vulgare (domesticated barley)
Lineage: Eukaryota; Viridiplantae; Streptophyta; Magnoliopsida; Poales; Poaceae
Product: cathepsin B-like protease 2
Exons: 11
Coding region: 246-1289 (347 amino acids)
Biological process (GO): regulation of catalytic activity
Cellular component (GO): lysosome
Molecular function (GO): cysteine-type endopeptidase activity
Source: RefSeq, a predicted model, not a curated record
CACGCGCGCCGUUGCCUGAUGCCGAUCUCAAGGCGGAAAAGUGCAGACAAGCGUAUCGCGGCAUCUGCACCCGCACCACCCCACCCCCGGAAGAAACCAAUCUUGCAGCUUGCCUCCUGCUCGAUGCCCACAGCUCCCCCCUGUUGCAGCUACUCCUACUCCCCUGUUUAAAGGGCGGCCUGGGGGAGAAGGAGGAGCAAGGCCGCCGGUUGCAGCCACUCCCCUGUCGCCGGUCGAGGAAGGAGAUGGGCGGCCUACUCCCGCUGGCGCUGCUCGUCGUCCUCUCUGCCGCUGCCGCUGCCGCUGCCCCUCAGCUUGUCGGAGCUGCGAGGGGCGACCAUUCCCUGCCAAUCAUCCAGGAAGACAUCAUACGGACGGUCAACAGCCAUCCCAAUGCCGGGUGGACGGCUGGACACAACCCAUACCUCGCAAACUAUACUAUUGAGCAAUUUAAGCAUAUCCUGGGAGUGAAGCCAACACCUCCAGGGUUACUGGCUGGUGUUCCAACCAAAACUUACUCAAGAUCAGAAAAGGAGGAGCUCCCAAAGGAGUUCGACGCCAGAUCUAAAUGGUCUGGUUGCAGCACAAUUGGGAAAAUACUUGAUCAAGGUCACUGUGGUGCCUGUUGGGCCUUCGGUGCCGUGGAAUGUCUGCAAGAUCGUUUCUGCAUUCAUCACAGCGUGAACGUUUCACUUUCUGUCAAUGAUCUAGUGGCUUGCUGUGGAUUUUUGUGUGGCGAUGGUUGUGAUGGAGGAUAUCCUAUCUUCGCAUGGCAAUACUUCGUCGAGAACGGUGUUGUUACUGACGAGUGUGAUCCAUUCUUUGAUCAGGUUGGUUGCCAGCAUCCUGGAUGUGAACCUGCUUAUCCUACACCUGUGUGUGAAAAGAAAUGCAAGGUGCAGAACCAAGUUUGGGAGGAAAAGAAACAUUUCAGCAUCGAUGCAUACCAAGUAAACUCUGAUCCGCAUGACAUCAUGGCAGAGGUCUACAAGAAUGGCCCUGUAGAAGUUUCUUUCAUAAUUUAUGAGGACUUUGCACACUACAAGUCAGGUGUUUACAAGCAAAUCACUGGUAGGAUGGUGGGAGGUCAUGCCGCCAAAUUGAUUGGAUGGGGAACAAGUGAUGCUGGCGAGGAUUACUGGCUUCUUGCAAAUCAGUGGAACAGAGGAUGGGGCGAUGACGGGUACUUCAAGAUCAUAAGGGGCACAAAUGAAUGUGGCAUUGAAGGAGAUGUUAAUGCCGGUAUGCCCUCGACAAAGAACAUUGCGGGUAGGGCCUUUGCAAUUUGAAGUUUGGGCAGCGCCUUUCCUCUGAUGUAGUUGGAAUUAGCUAUUUUCCAGUCAAAUAAAGAGCCUCUUUGAUUCAAAGGAUUUUUAUAGAAUUGAAAUCCUUUGUAAUUUUUCCUAUGUAGGCCGUUUGAUUAGUAGAAUUGUAUCUUGUAGAUUUGUCCCAAGGAAUUGUUUGUACUACAUUCCAUAGGAAAUCUAGCAUCCAUUCUAAAUUCUUGAAAACAAUCCUUUGUUUUCUCUAUGAUGCAAUGAAAUAAACUUAAAUCA